GUGUUUCGAGCUGAAUUAAUUGCCGAAAGCUGUGGAGAAGCAGAAGACUGAAGUAAGCUGAUCAAGCUGUGUGUGUGUGUGUGUCAGUAGGGGGCGCCUGUCCGCUCGUGGAGAGCGCCGGUGACGUCUCGCGCGCUCGCAGUGCAACAGAGUAUCGGAGCGAGACGCGGAGAGAGAGCAUGGGGCGCGCGGAUCGUCGGGAAUAAGAAACAUUUCCCAACACUUUCAAAAACUUUCUCAACUCGGCAGACAGAUAUGGAUACCAUCAUUUUGAGCAUAUUACUCCUGCAUACGGCGUUUGGAAGCGCAGGAGCCCAGUACACACCCGCUCAAAUGGGACAUGCGGAGAAAGGUGGAUGCACCUUCGAUGAUGGCCCCGCACAAUGCGACUACCAGCAGGAUCCUUACGACGACUUCGACUGGACACACGUCAGCGCUCAAGAAGUGCCAUACCUGCCCUCUGACCUGCCCCAGGGCUCGUACAUGAUGGUGGGCACCUCGCAGCACGAUUACGGAGAAAAGGCUCGCCUGCAGAUGCCCGUGAUGAAAGAAAACGACACUCACUGCAUCGACUUCAAUUAUCUCCUGUACUGCCCCGACGGCUCCAGCCCCGGGACGCUCAACAUCCUGGUGAAGGUCAAUAAAGGGCCGCUGGCCAAUCCCAUCUGGAACGUCACUUCCUGCACAGGCAAAGGCUGGAUGAAGGCGGAGCUCGCUGUCAGCACUUUUUGGCCCAAUGAGUAUCAGGUCAUAUUCGAGGCAGAGGUGACAAACGGCAGAAGAGGUUUCAUUGCCAUUGAUGAUAUCCAGGUGCUCAGUUACCCAUGCGAUAAAUCGCCUCACUUCCUGCGUUUGGGGGAUGUGGAGGUGAAUGCCGGACAAAACGCCACGUUCCAGUGCAUCGCCACUGUCCGUGAUGCCGUCAACAACAAACUCUGGCUGCAGCAGCGUAACGGAGAGGACAUUCCAGUGGCGGAGAAGAAAAACAUCAACCACAGGAAGUUUGCGGCCUCUUUCCGGCUGAGAGAAGUGAGCAGCCAGGACCAAGAUCUGUACCGCUGCGUCACCCAAUCAGAGAGAGGAUCUGGAGUCUCCAACUUUGCUGGGCUCAUCGUCAGAGAGCCCCCGAGACCCAUCGCUCCACCUCAGCUGCUGGGCGUCGGGCCCACAUACCUGCUAAUCCAGCUAAACGCUAACUCCAUAUUUGGGGACGGCCCCAUCAUCCUGAAGGAGGUGGAGUACAGGAUGACAUCUGGAAGCUGGACAGAGACCCACGCCGUCAACUCGCCCAAUUACAAGCUGUGGCACCUGGAUCCCGACACGGAGUACGAGAUCCGAGUGCUGCUGACCCGUCCAGGAGAGGGGGGAACCGGACAGCCUGGGCCGGCUCUCAUCACCAGAACCAAGUGUGCAGAACCCAUGCGGACCCCCAAGAGUCUGAAGAUCGCAGAGACGCAGGCACGCUUCAUCGCCGUGGACUGGGAGUCGCUGGGCUACAACAUCACCCGCUGCCACACCUUCAACGUCACCAUCUGCUACCACUACCACAAAACCAACCAGAGCAAAGCCGACUGCCUGGAGAUGGACCCCAAAGCCCCCCGACACGUGCUGGGCAACCUGCCUCCCAACACCAACGUCAGCCUGAAGAUGAUCCUCACCAACCCGGAGGGACGCAAAGAGAGCGACGAGACCGUCAUCCAGACGGAGGAGGAUGUGCCCGGUCCAGUUCCCAAGGAGUUUGUGAGAGCGACUCCGUCGGAGGAUAAGAUCUCACUGCAGUGGAAAGAGCCUCUGGAGCCCAACGGCAUUAUAACCCAGUAUGAGAUCAGCUACAGUAGCGUGCAUUCGUUCGACCCGUCAGUGGCGUUGCUGCGGCCGCCUGUUCUGGUGUCGUUACCGUGGAACACGUCGCGUCACAACUUCGCACAGCUGCAUCCAGGAACCACCUACCAGUUCCUGAUCCGGGCCAGUACCAGCAAGGGAUACGGACCCCCAACCACACUCAACGUCACCACCAACAUAUCAGCGCCUACUCUAGAGGAGUACGAUGGGUCGGAGGCGUCCCUGAACGAGACGGCCACUACCAUCACCGUCCUGCUGAAACCUGCCCAGGCUAAAGGAGCUCCUAUCAGCGCCUAUCAGAUCGUCGUGAAGGAGAUCAACCCACACCGUGCACGACGGGAGGCCGGCGGCGGGGAGUGUUACCGUGAGCCGGUGACCUAUCAGAACGCGGCCAGCGCCGGGCUGCCGUAUUACUUCGCGGCAGAGCUCCCUCCCAGGAAUCUCCCAGAACCGCUGCCGUUUACCGUGGGAGACAACAAGACGUACCACGGCUACUGGAACGCCCCCCUCGCGCCCCGCAAAAACUACAACAUCUACUUUCAGGCGGUCAGCAGCGUGGAGAAGGAAAGUAAAACGCAGUGUCUGAAACUGGCUUUUAAAGGGGCCACAGAGGAGCCGGAAGUGAUUCCAGACCCGGCCAAACAGACCGACCAAGUGGUGAAAAUUGCCGGCAUCAGCGCUGCCGUGCUGGUCUUCAUUCUCCUGGUGCUCGUGGCCAUCCUGCUGGUGAAGAAAAGGAAGCUCGCCAAGAAGCGCAAGGACGCCAUCGGAAACACCCGUCAGGAGAUGACGCACAUGGUCAACUCCAUGGAUCGCAGUUAUGCAGACCAGAGCACUCUGCAUGCCGAGGAGCCCAUGUCCGUCACCUUCAUGGACUCGCACAACUUCAGCAACCGCUUGCCUAAUGACCCUCUCGUGCCGACAGCUGUAUUAGUGCCUAUCACUGACGAGAACCACACAGCAGCGGCCGAGAACAGCAGACUGCUGGACAUCCCGCGCUAUCACUGCGAGGGCACCGAGUCGCCCUAUCAGACCGGACAGCUCCAUCCAGCCAUACGGGUGGCCGACCUGCUGCAGCACAUCAAUCUGAUGAAGACCUCCGACAGUUACGGCUUCAAGGAGGAGUAUGAGGUUAGACUGAUGACUGUGAGAAUGUGUCCUGUGUGGACAAACCCGCCCUGUCCACGAGACGGUGUACGACUUCUGGAGGAUGAUCUGGCAAGAGCAGUCGGCUUGUAUCGUGAUGGCCCUGUCCACGAGACGGUGUACGACUUCUGGAGGAUGAUCUGGCAAGAGCAGUCGGCUUGUAUCGUGAUGGUAACCAACCUAGUGGAGGUGGGCCGGGUGAAAUGUUAUAAGUACUGGCCAGAUGAUGCUGAAGUUUAUGGAGAUUUUAAAGUGACAUUUGUGGAGGUCGAGCCGCUCGCAGAAUACGUUGUCAGGACUUUCACUCUGGAGAGGAGGGGUUUUAAUGAGGUGCGAGAGGUAAAGCAGUUUCAUUUCACUGGCUGGCCCGAUCAUGGAGUACCGUAUCACGCUACAGGACUGUUGUCAUUUAUCAGACGAGUCAAGAUGUCCAACCCUCCCACCGCUGGGCCUAUCGUCGUCCACUGCAGUGCGGGAGCGGGCCGGACCGGAUGUUACAUCGUGAUUGACAUCAUGCUGGACAUGGCAGAGAGAGAAGGGGUGGUGGACAUCUACAACUGCGUCAAAGCUCUGCGCUCCAGACGAAUCAACAUGGUUCAGACUGAGGAGCAGUACAUUUUCAUCCACGAUGCCAUCCUGGAGGCGUGUUUGUGUGGCGAGACGGCGAUUCCCGUGUGCGAGUUCAAAGCCGCGUACUACGACAUGAUCCGCAUCGACUCUCAGAGCAAUUCCUCUCACCUCAAAGACGAAUUCCAGACGCUGAACUCAGUGACUCCUCAGCCGCAGCCUGAAGAUUGCAGCAUUGCACUCCUUCCUCGAAAUCACGACAAGAACCGUUUCAUGGACAACCUCCCGCCCGACCGCUGCCUGCCCUUCCUCAUCACCAUCGACGGAGAGAGCAGCAACUACAUCAAUGCAGCGCUCAUGGAUAGCUACAGGCAGCCGGCCGCGUUCAUCGUGACCCAGCAUCCGUUACCCAACACCGUCAAGGACUUCUGGAGGCUGGUGUAUGAUUAUGGAUGCACCUCCAUCGUCAUGCUAAACGAGAUCGAUUUGGCUCAGGGUUGUCCUCAGUACUGGCCGGAGGAGGGAAUGCUAAGAUACGGCCCUGUACAGGUGGACUGCAUAUCCUGCUCUAUGGACUGUGACGUCAUUAGUCGUCUUUUCAGGAUAUGCAACCUGACCAGGCCUCAGGAAGGUUACCUGAUGGUCCGUCAGUUCCAGUACCUGGGAUGGGCGGGUCAUAGGGAAGUUCCCGCCUCCAAGCGCUCGUUCCUCAAGCUGAUCCUCCAGGUGGACAAAUGGCAGGAGGAAUGUGAGGAAGGCGAUGGACGCACUAUUAUACACUGUCUGUGAGUACAGACGCAGCUGUUCAUGCAUUAAUCAGU
Molecule: messenger RNA, 4376 nt
Organism: Sinocyclocheilus rhinocerous
Lineage: Eukaryota; Metazoa; Chordata; Actinopteri; Cypriniformes; Cyprinidae
Gene: ptprk
Product: protein tyrosine phosphatase receptor type K
Exons: 29
Coding region: 256-4344 (1362 amino acids)
Biological process (GO): protein dephosphorylation
Cellular component (GO): membrane
Molecular function (GO): protein binding; protein tyrosine phosphatase activity
Source: RefSeq, a predicted model, not a curated record